Rosa rugosa (rugosa rose) is the source of this 1246-nucleotide messenger RNA. RefSeq names its product acyl-acyl carrier protein thioesterase TE3, chloroplastic-like. The transcript is spliced from 6 exons. NCBI's taxonomy places the organism in Eukaryota, Viridiplantae, Streptophyta, Magnoliopsida, Rosales, Rosaceae. Gene Ontology annotation, cellular component: chloroplast. The record is from RefSeq and is a predicted model, not a curated record. The coding region runs from base 439 to 1104 and encodes 221 amino acids. Gene Ontology annotation, molecular function: fatty acyl-[ACP] hydrolase activity.
AAAUGGGGAGAAGAAGGUGAUGUUGGCAUGGAUCAGACUAUUAGAGCGAACUUAGCCGCUACAUGCUUGAGUGGACCCUUGGAAUUUGGAAAUUUUGGCAAUACCCUUGCCAAUUCUGAGCUACUUGCCUUCCCUGCACAGCCCAUCACCAUUGAUUUGGGGUUGCAGAAACAACAGUCUUGAUGAAUUUUGUUUCCAUUGCAAGUUCAUAUCUGAUAGUCAAAAUACACCAGUCUUUACAAAGUUGAAAUUAGGAGUGCAAUAGUAUGCUUGACGGCCGCCGUUCUUCUUCUUUCUUUUUUUCCCCUCUCUUUUCUGUGCUACGUACAGUGCAGCUCCUGAGUUGCUAGCGGCGAAAAACUCUAGAAAGUGGCAUUGGUUUUGCUGGACAAAGCUAACAACCUCUGUGCCAACCGUCGGAUUUGCCCAGCAGCAGAAAUGUUGAGGUUGCAGGCAUUUUCAAUUCCAGACUACAAUCAUGUGACCUUUCCCUCCUCACACGUCAUUCCUACUUCACUCCAUCUCCACCGUCAGUGUGUAUCUUUUCCCACCACACUGGCGCGUUUCCGUUCACUCCCUACCGUCAGGAUAUGCAGCACUUCCCUUGCAUGCGAUUUCGGAGGUGGCAUAGGAAUGAGUGGUUUUUAUGAUGUUGAGCUUAAAGUCCGCGACUAUGAGCUUGAUCAGUAUGGCGUCGUUAACAAUGCUGUCUAUGCAAGUUAUUGCCAGCACGGUCUUCAUGAACUUCUUGAAGGGGUUGGCAUGAGUGCUGAUGCAGUUGCCCGAACCGGUGAAGCAUUCGCUUUAUCAGAAUUGUCUCUGAAAUUCAUUGCACCUCUAAAGAGUGGAGACAAGUUUGUCAUAAAGGUCGGGAUGACCCACUCCUCAGCCGCUCGCGUGUACUUUGAUCAGUUCAUUUUCAAGCUGCCAAAUCUAGAGCCUAUCUUGGAAGCAAAGGCCACAGCAGUGUGGCUUGAUAAAGGCUAUCGCCCUGUCCGUAUUUCAUCGGAGGUGACAUCCAAAUUUGUCCAGUUUCGUCGCCAUAAGGAGUCUAACGGUGUCCUGCACAACGGAGUUGGUCCCAGGGAAAGUCUUCGUUACUAAAACCUCCAGUGGGAUAAUGGUAUCUUCGAACGGAGGAAGAAUAAAAUAGAUUCCAUUCACAGAAUUAAGUAAUUAAGAUUGUUGUUAGUAUUAGAAGAUUUAAGUAUAGGAUUAUAUGUCUAUAUGAGACAGAUAAUGUGUA